Chaetura pelagica (chimney swift) is the source of this 1679-nucleotide messenger RNA. RefSeq names its product calcium/calmodulin-dependent protein kinase II gamma (gene CAMK2G). Lineage: Eukaryota; Metazoa; Chordata; Aves; Apodiformes; Apodidae. The transcript is spliced from 21 exons. The record is from RefSeq and is a predicted model, not a curated record. Gene Ontology annotation, cellular component: cytoplasm; neuron projection. Gene Ontology annotation, molecular function: ATP binding; calcium/calmodulin-dependent protein kinase activity; calmodulin binding. Gene Ontology annotation, biological process: protein phosphorylation. Bases 12 to 1679 code for a protein of 555 amino acids.
GCAGCCCGAACAUGGCCACCACGGCAACGUGCACCCGCUUCACCGACGAGUACCAGCUCUACGAGGAGCUUGGCAAGGGAGCCUUCUCUGUGGUCCGCAGAUGUGUAAAGAAAAGCUCAUCACAGGAAUAUGCUGCAAAAAUAAUCAACACCAAAAAACUGUCAGCCAGAGAUCACCAGAAACUGGAACGUGAAGCUCGAAUCUGCCGACUUCUCAAACAUCCAAAUAUCGUGCGGCUCCAUGACAGUAUUUCAGAAGAAGGUUUCCAUUAUCUCGUCUUUGAUCUGGUUACUGGUGGGGAGCUCUUUGAGGAUAUUGUUGCCAGAGAAUACUACAGUGAAGCAGAUGCCAGCCACUGUAUUCAUCAGAUACUGGAGAGUGUGAAUCACAUUCACCAGCAUGAUAUCGUGCACAGGGACUUGAAGCCUGAGAAUUUACUACUGGCAAGUAAAUGUAAGGGUGCUGCUGUCAAACUGGCUGACUUUGGAUUGGCUAUAGAAGUCCAGGGAGAGCAACAGGCCUGGUUUGGGUUUGCUGGCACUCCAGGCUACCUCUCCCCUGAAGUCUUAAGAAAAGAUCCUUAUGGAAAACCAGUGGAUAUAUGGGCAUGUGGAGUGAUUCUGUACAUAUUACUAGUGGGGUACCCUCCCUUUUGGGAUGAAGAUCAGCACAAACUCUAUCAGCAGAUCAAAGCCGGAGCCUAUGACUUCCCUUCACCUGAGUGGGACACUGUGACUCCUGAAGCAAAGAAUUUGAUCAACCAGAUGCUGACAAUAAACCCAGCAAAGCGCAUCACAGCUGACCAAGCUCUCAAACAUCCAUGGGUCUGCCAACGAUCCACUGUUGCUUCGAUGAUGCACAGGCAGGAGACUGUGGAAUGCUUGAGAAAGUUCAAUGCUAGAAGGAAGCUAAAGGGUGCAAUCCUCACAACAAUGCUUGUGUCUCGGAAUUUUUCAGCUGCUAAAAGCCUGCUGAACAAGAAGUCAGAUGGCGUGAAGCCACAGAGCAACAACAAAACCAGUAUAGUAAGCACUGCAAAAGAAACACCCCCAGUGCAGACGUCCAUGGAGCCUCAAACAACUGUUGUCCAUAAUGCUACAGAUGGCAUAAAGGGUUCCACAGAGAGCUGUAACACCACGACUGAAGAUGAGGAUCUGAAAGCUCCCCCUCUCUCCACCGGGGACGGCAGCUCAGUGCUUGAAGGACGGAGGCACAGUGAGAGCAAAACACAGACUGAGUCCAUGCAGUCCCAGCUUUCUCUCUGUUUCUCAGCCAUGCGUAAGCAAGAGAUCAUUAAGAUAACAGAGCAGCUGAUAGAAGCCAUCAAUAAUGGAGACUUUGAGGCUUAUACAAAAAUCUGUGAUCCUGGCUUGACCUCAUUUGAACCUGAAGCACUGGGGAACCUGGUUGAAGGAAUGGAUUUCCAUAAGUUUUACUUUGAGAACUUACUGUCGAAGAACAGCAAGCCAAUACACACCACCAUCCUGAACCCCCACGUCCAUGUCAUCGGUGAAGAUGCUGCCUGCAUCGCCUAUAUCCGCCUGACACAGUACAUUGAUGGCCAGGGCCGGCCCCGCACCACGCAGUCUGAGGAGACCCGUGUUUGGCACCGCCGAGAUGGCAAGUGGCUGAACGUCCACUACCACUGCUCUGGAGCUCCUGCAGCACCUCUCCAGUGA